Metarhizium robertsii ARSEF 23 is the source of this 282-nucleotide messenger RNA. RefSeq names its product G protein gamma subunit. Gene Ontology annotation, biological process: G protein-coupled receptor signaling pathway. NCBI's taxonomy places the organism in Eukaryota, Fungi, Ascomycota, Sordariomycetes, Hypocreales, Clavicipitaceae. The record is from RefSeq and is a predicted model, not a curated record. Bases 1 to 282 code for a protein of 93 amino acids. The transcript is spliced from 2 exons. Gene Ontology annotation, molecular function: G-protein beta-subunit binding. Gene Ontology annotation, cellular component: heterotrimeric G-protein complex.
AUGCCUCAGUACACCUCGCGAGAUGUCGGCGACCCGUCGCAGAUCAAAAAGACGAAACAGUCCAUGGCAGACCUAAAACUGAGACGGUUAACAGAGCUCAACAACCGCCUGCGAGAGGACUUGGAGCGCGAGCGUAUUCCGAUCAGCACAGCUGCCAAGAGCAUCAUUGCUUACUGCAAUGGAACAAGGGAUUACAUGGUCCCAUCCGUAUGGGGUUCGGUUCCUAAGGGCGAGGAUCCCUACGCACCACAACAAUCUGGCGGCUGCUGUGUCGUCAUGUAA